GCAAGUGCCAACUACGUGGUAUACUGUCUCACUCACUCACUCAGUAAUAUACAUUUCCCACAUUUUCUCUCUCCUAUUUUCCUAUGUUUUUCUCCAAUUCUUCCCUAUAUUUUCUCUGUUUUACAACUUGCAAAAAUUAUCCUCCAUUGACAAUAAUAUUCAUUAUAUCUAUAAGUAUCACACUUCGACGUGGAAAUCCAACCCAUGAAUCUCUUAAUAUAUAUCAACCCCCAUCAUUUCCUCCAUUUUCUUACGCAACCCUUUUCCUAUAAAUACCCUCCUCAUAUUCUUCUUCGCUAACCAUUCCUCACAAACACUCACAAGUCACAAUAAUAAUAAAUUAAAAACUUAUCCACCAAACCGAUAACCAAAAAAUUUAUUAUUAUUGUUAUUAUUAUUAUUAUCAUAAUUAUGUCGUCUCGUAACAACAACCACUACUACUUGUGCUUUUUUCUUGGGUUGUUAUUAUUUCUCUCCCUUUGUGCAGAGGUUCGAGCCGCCCCUUUGGCAUGUGAUCCAAAUAACGGGCUGACUCGGACCCUGCUUUUCUGCAGGGCCAACCUCCCGAUACGUGUUAGGGUCCAAGACCUUAUCAGGAGGUUAACCCUGCAGGAGAAGGUGAAACUACUAGUCAACAAUGCGGCCCCCGUGCCACGCCUAGGACUUGGUGGGUAUGAGUGGUGGUCCGAGGCCUUACACGGUGUUUCGAAUGUUGGACCGGGGACUAAAUUCCAAGGUGCUUUUCCGGCAGCCACCAGCUUCCCUCAGGUCAUCACCACUGCUGCUUCCUUCAAUGCCUCUCUUUGGGAAGCUAUUGGACAGGUAGUGUCAGAUGAAGCAAGAGCAAUGUAUAAUGGAGGAACAGCAGGAUUAACAUAUUGGAGUCCAAAUGUGAAUAUAUUUCGUGACCCAAGAUGGGGAAGAGGUCAAGAAACUCCUGGUGAAGAUCCAACUUUAGUAGCUCAAUAUGCUUCUAGUUAUGUUCGUGGUCUUCAAGGUAUGUACAACAAGAAUCGUUUGAAGGUUGCUGCUUGUUGUAAGCAUUAUACGGCUUACGAUCUUGAUAAUUGGAAUGGUGUUGAUCGCUUCCAUUUUAAUGCCAAAGUGAGCAAGCAAGAUUUGGAAGAUACAUAUAAUGUGCCCUUCAAGUCGUGUGUACAACAAGGAAGAGUUGCUAGUGUUAUGUGUUCUUACAACCAAGUUAAUGGCAAGCCUACUUGUGCUGAUACUGAUCUACUGAAAAACACUAUCCGUGGCCAAUGGCGCCUUAACGGGUAUAUUGUAUCCGAUUGUGAUUCGGUUGGUGUUCUAUAUGACGACCAACAUUACACCAGGACGCCCGAGGAAGCGGCAGCUAUGACUAUCAAAGCAGGUUUGGACUUGGACUGUGGGCCGUUUUUGGCUGUACACACAGAAGCGGCUGUAGGUAAAGGAUUAUUAACAGAGGCUGAUGUGAACCAGGCCUUAACCAACACUUUUACAGUCCAAAUGAGACUAGGCAUGUUUGAUGGUCCAGCCCAACCAUUUGGUCACUUAGGCCCAAAAGAUGUUUGUUCUCCAGCCCAUCAAGACUUAGCCCUUCAGGCAGCCCGUCAAGGGAUUGUUCUUUUACAAAACCGGGCCCGGUCACUUCCGUUGUCCGCAGCUCGCCACCGUAAUAUCGCCGUUAUUGGGCCUAAUGCCGAUGCCACAGUCACCAUGAUCGGUAACUACGCCGGUGUGGCAUGUGGGUACACAUCACCCUUACAAGGCAUUUCAAGAUAUGCAAAGACAGUCCACCAAGCAGGAUGCAUUGGUGUUGCUUGCAAUAACAACCAACAAUUUGGGGCAGCUAUAGCAGCAGCAGCUCAUGCCGACGCCACGGUGCUAGUAAUGGGCUUGGACCAAUCGAUCGAGGCCGAAUUUCGUGAUCGGACGUCAGUCCUUUUACCGGGCCACCAACAAGAGCUAAUUUCACAGGUGGCCAGGGCCUCAAGAGGCCCAACUAUUCUAGUCUUGAUGUGUGGUGGGCCUGUGGAUGUCACCUUUGCUAAAAAUGACCCAAAGAUUAGUGCCAUUUUGUGGGUUGGUUAUCCUGGUCAAGCUGGUGGCACUGCUAUUGCUGACAUCAUCUUUGGUACCCAUAAUCCAGGAGGAAAGCUACCUAACACAUGGUAUCCCCAAGAGUAUGUGGCAAAGAUUGCAAUGACAGACCUAGCAAUGAGGGCAAACCCAUCACACGGUUAUCCGGGCCGGACCUACCGUUUCUAUAGGGGACCCGUUGUGUUCCCAUUCGGAUUUGGAUUAAGCUACACCCGGUUUACCCAAUCACUGGCCCAAGCACCCAACAAGGCCAUGGUACCUUUAGCCAACCAAUUCACCAGCUCAAACAUCAGCUCAAUGAACCUCAAUGCCUUAAGAGUGUUACACACAAAAUGUGACAACACGCCUUCCUUAAGCCUCCACAUCGAUGUAAAGAACGAGGGCAAGGUCGACGGGACCCACACCGUGCUCGUGUACUCGACCCCACCCGAUGUGAUCAAGUCCCCCGAGAAGCACCUUAUCGCGUUCAAGAGGGUCCACGUGGGGGCGGGUUCAACGCAACGGGUCCGGAUGAACAUACAUGUUUGCACACAUCUUAGUAGGGCUGAUGAGUUUGGGAUAAGAAGAAUCCCAAUAGGUCAGCAUACUCUUCAUAUAGGGGAUGACCUAAAACAUGAUCUUUCUCUUCAUGUUGACAUAGGGCAAUGAGACUAUAGUCUUAAUUGAAUAAUUAAUGGUAAUUUUUUAAAAAGGGGAUUUAGAAAUUAUACAAAUUAAAUACAAGUUGCAAUUAAGUGUUGAUUAUUAUCAAUUAAAAGAAAGUGUACAUGAUAGUGGGUAAUUCAUACCAAGUGUUAGUUUGUUCUUUUGAACAAGUGAUUAAAGAAAUCACUAGAUGUGUAAUACAAUACUGUUUAAUUACAACAUUUUGUGAAAAGGCUUUCCAUAUAAUAUAUAUGAACGACGUGCUUUGUUUUUGGAAUUCAAA
This is a messenger RNA of Spinacia oleracea (spinach), 3010 nucleotides long. RefSeq names its product beta-D-xylosidase 1. NCBI's taxonomy places the organism in Eukaryota, Viridiplantae, Streptophyta, Magnoliopsida, Caryophyllales, Amaranthaceae. Gene Ontology annotation, cellular component: apoplast. The transcript has 7 exons. Gene Ontology annotation, molecular function: xylan 1,4-beta-xylosidase activity; alpha-L-arabinofuranosidase activity. Gene Ontology annotation, biological process: arabinan catabolic process; xylan catabolic process. Bases 412 to 2730 code for a protein of 772 amino acids. The record is from RefSeq and is a predicted model, not a curated record.